Molecule: messenger RNA, 2808 nt
Organism: Micropterus salmoides (largemouth bass)
Lineage: Eukaryota; Metazoa; Chordata; Actinopteri; Centrarchiformes; Centrarchidae
Product: EH domain-containing protein 2-like
Exons: 6
Coding region: 178-1812 (544 amino acids)
Biological process (GO): endosomal transport; endocytosis
Cellular component (GO): plasma membrane; cytoplasm
Molecular function (GO): GTP binding; calcium ion binding; protein binding
Source: RefSeq, a predicted model, not a curated record
UGCAGCUGCAGGCUCUGGUUACACCCUCUCCACCCUCUAAAUGUCCCGCUGCUGGAUGGAGCAGACAGCUGUGAGAAUCUGAUAAUAUUCCUUGUGCACAUUCUUCCAUCAUUCAGUUUGCUCUUAGAAGAGUGAGCAGCUUCCACGCUGAGAAAUUUAGAGCAAAAAAGCAUCACCAUGUCCUUCCGGAGGCAUAGGAGCAACCCUAAAACAUUGGGGGAUAUCAAUGUGGUGACAGAGGAGUUGAAGAACCUUUAUUAUAAGAGGCUGCUGCCGAUAGAGAAAUACUAUUCUUUCCAUCACUUUCAUUCUCCGAGCUAUGAGGACGCAGACUUUGACAACAAGCCAAUGGUGUUGGUGAUAGGACAGUACUCAACAGGAAAGACAACUUUUAUCAGGUAUCUCAUAGAGCAAGAUUUUCCUGGUAGCAGAGUUGGACCAGAGCCAACCACGGACUGCUUCACUGCCGUCAUGUAUGGAGAGGUGGAAGGAAUCAUCCCUGGCAAUGCCCUCACAGUGGAUCGGAAAAUGCCCUUUCGCAACCUCGACCUUUUUGGAAAUGCUUUUCUGAACAGGUUUCAGUGCGUUCAGAUGCCAAAUAAAGUCCUUGAGAGUGUCAGCAUUAUUGACACUCCGGGCAUCUUAACAGCUGCUAAAAGAAAACUGAGUCGAGGCUACGACUUCCCAGCAGUGCUGCGCUGGUUUGCAGAGCGUGUGGAUCGAAUCAUCCUGUUGUUCGAUGCACAUAAACUGGAGUUCUCUGAUGAGCUCACUCGGGCCUUUGGGGCUCUGUGUGGCUUUGAAGACAAGUUGCGUGUGAUUCUAAACAAAGCAGACAGGGUGGACUCACAACAGCUCAUGAGAGUGUACGGCGCCCUCAUGUGGUCGCUAGGGAAAGUCUUUCGAACCCCAGAGAUCUUGAAGGUUUACGUCGGGUCUUUCUGGUCAGAGCCGAGGCAGAUGUGUGACCACUACCAGCUGAUAGAUCUGGAAGAGGAGGCUCUUUUGGCCGACAUAAGGAACCUCCCUCGAAAUGCUGCAGUACGCAAGCUCAAUGACCUGGUGAAGCGAGCACGCUUAGUCAGGGCUCAUGCCCACAUUAUCGGCUAUCUGAAGCAAGAGAUGCCAACAAUUUUUUGCAAAGAAAGCAAGAAGCACAAUCUGAUAUACCAGCUUCCUGUCAUUUUCACCAAGAUCCAGCAACAGCAUCGAGUCCCAGCUGGCGACUUCCCUGACUGCACCAAGUUACAGGAGAAACUUCUGGGUCAGGAUUUCUCAAAGUUCAAGACAUUAAAACCAAGUUUAAUGGCUUCCUUGGAUAAACUCCUGACCACUGACAUCGCAAACCUGGUGCCUUUACUUCAACAACAAGAACUGAGGAAGAAAUCCCUCCCUGGUGUGUUGGACGGGGAAUUUCUGGGAACAUUCAGGCCUGAGCAUUACAGGAGGGAUCCAUUCAAAGAACUUCCCAGAGACAACGAGAGCAGUGAGACAGAUUUCGAUGAGUGGGUAGUGGAGAAAUACAAGCCAAAAUACGAUGAGAUUUUCUACAACCUCAGUCCAAACGAGGGCAAAUUGAGCAGCACCAAAGUCAAAGAGUGGAUGACGACCACCCUUCUGCCCAAUUCUGUGCUUGCACAUGUCUGGAGGUUGUCUGAUGUAGAUGGCGAUGGCAUGCUGGACAAUGAGGAGUUCGCUUUGGCUGUCCACCUUAUUGAGGGAAAACUGGAGGGUCACUGGCUCCCCCGAGAGCUGCCGUCCCACCUGGUGCCUCCGUCAAAACGGUUAAGUACAGCCAGUGAUGAAGACUGAACAUGACACAGGCUCUGUGUGCACUAUUUGUACAAUGUGUACAUAAUUUCCUAAAUAUUACCAAAUCUGGUAGUAGCACAAAGUGUACAGUGCCUGUGGUCUUAUCCAUUUGUAUGUUAAUCAUCAUCAAAACACCAAAACCUGGUUCUGAUCACUGCACAUUUUUCAUCAUAUUUUUAUCUCAUAUAUCACUUCUGCAAAAAUACAGCAGCAGUUAUCUUUAAUUAGGUAGAAUUUCCCUUUAGGUUUUACAUUUGUUUUGCCUUAUACAGUAAGAGUUGCUCAUAACUUCAUAAUAUAUUUUCUAUCAAUGGCAUUAUACUUGUAAAGAUGAUCAACCAGUAUUAUUAUUAUAAACGUUAUUAUUUAUAAUGUAUUUUUGUGAUAUUAUGAUCAUCAUCAUUAAAAGGUACACUGUGUAAUUCCUGGCCACAUGUUCCAAACAAACAGGGGGCAGCAUUUCCCCUUACCUCCAGACACAUAACCCCUCCCACUCCAUGCUCAGUUAGUGGCAAACUAUGUAACUAGUAGGCUGUUUUCUUUUGUUAUUGUUAGACUGACAAAGUUCCACACCCAUUAAGAGACAGGGAAGAUCAAGUGGUGGUCAUAUUUACACACUGCACAUUUAAGCAGUGUUCAGGUUGGUACUCACGCAGGUGACAGAAGCGGCCAUACAGUCCUGGAGAGCACAGGCAGCCUCCAUACAGAUGAUGGCAAUGUCCAUUGUUGGGACAGUUGCACUUUCUUCUGCAGUGCCUCCCGAAAUAACCCUUUGGACAACCUGUAAACAUGAACAAUGCCACUUUAGGAUAGGAUGCCCACUUCUGUAAGCUGUGACCACUGUGACAAAGCAAACACUUCAAAUAAAACAUGAGGACACAGUGCCCUUCUGAAAUUAUAAGAUAACAUCUGUGGCAGUGUCCCCUACAUGGCUAUGAUUCUAGUGGGUGAUUGUCCAGGUAAGAAAUAACAUAAAUAAAAUGUUUAUUUUUCUGA